Trypanosoma rangeli is the source of this 552-nucleotide messenger RNA. Its product is annotated as glutaredoxin-like protein. NCBI's taxonomy places the organism in Eukaryota, Euglenozoa, Kinetoplastea, Trypanosomatida, Trypanosomatidae. Bases 1 to 552 code for a protein of 183 amino acids. The transcript has a single exon. The record is from RefSeq and is a predicted model, not a curated record.
AUGAAGCGGCUUUGUAAUGCGUUUUGUGGUCGGCCCGUGUCCCUCGUUGCACGGCACCUCCCAGUGGCGGCAGCGCCUCUUCUGCAGCUGCGCCUUCUAACCACCACCACCACGGCUGAUGAGGGAAUUGUGGGCGGUGGCGACGUGCAGGAUAUGGAGGAGACGCACCCCGACUUUCAGCCCCGCUUGGUCAGCACCGAACUCGCAGAAGACGAGGUGGUGAUGGUGAAAAAAGACAUCGACGACACCAUCCGGACGGAGGACGUGGUUGCUUUCAUUAAGGGUGUACCAGAGGCACCCAUGUGCGCCUUCUCAAAGCGCAUGAUUGACGUUGUGGAGGCGCUUGGGUUGGAGUACACGUCGUUUGACGUCUUGGCACACCCCGUUGUGCGGACGUACGUGAAGGAGGUGAGCGCGUGGCCGACGAUACCGCAGUUAUUUCUUAAGGGCGAGUUUGUAGGCGGGCUCGACGUUGUGCAGAAGAUGGUGGAGGGAGGCGAGAUGCAGAAGCUUCUGCAGCAGAAAGGAAUCAGCUUCCGUAGACAGCCAUGA